AUGACGGCCAACAGCAGCCAAAACCCUUUUGGUUACACCGAGCCAGUGCCCACUCCCACGGAAGACCAAGAUCAAUUCAUCGAGUUAACUUUGAGCAAGCCUGCUGCUACUGUGGAGACUUCCAACGACAACAACUUCGACGGAAAGCCGUCCGAGGAGCCUUCCUCCCGGGCUGGCGGUAGACAGCAUGCUGUCGAUACGUUGAUGGAUUCAGCUCCCCAAAGCACUGAGCCACACACUGCCCCUGAGAUGACUAUCUGUGGCAAUGAACUGUCUGAAGAACAGUACAGACAAGCCAAAGACGCACAGAAGGGCCUCUUCGACCAACACAGGAAAUCUUCCACGGAGUUCAAGUCCAUGCCUGACAAUUUUGGCGGUGACGGUAUGAAGGAGAUGUCUGACGGUCUGAAGGAGAAGUCUGGUGAUCUGAGGGAUAAGUCUGGUGAUGCAUUUACGACUGCCAAAGGCAGAGCGAAGGAGACGUCUGGUGAUGCAGUUACUACUUUCAAGGCCAUCGGUAGAGAGGAGUUCCAAACCCAGAAGAAGGUGGCGCGAAUGUUCAAGGGUCUCCUGCAGAGAUCUUCUGGGUCCAAGUCUGAGUCGGACUCUACCGUAGCUGGAAGCGCCCGUCCAGACCGCAAUACGCGCAAGGAUCAGAAGGGACGCAAGCCGACAAGUGGCAAAAUGCCCCAAAAUUCGCAGCGAGUGCAGAAACGGAGCUCGAAACGCGGGAAGCCGUCCUCUGAUUUCUCGAAGUUGAGCCCUCUCGUACCGACUGAGAAGCAAGGAGACGACGUACCGAGACAGGGCCAAGAAGACAAAGGCCAGAAGACAGUCGACAAGUGUCAAGAUAAGUGUCCAGAGAAAACCGAUCCCCACCACGCACCAACGCCACCUUGCGAAUCCCCGAAGGAGUAG
This is a messenger RNA of Colletotrichum gloeosporioides, 918 nucleotides long. RefSeq lists its product as uncharacterized. The transcript is spliced from 3 exons. The record is from RefSeq and is a predicted model, not a curated record. Bases 1 to 918 code for a protein of 305 amino acids. Lineage: Eukaryota; Fungi; Ascomycota; Sordariomycetes; Glomerellales; Glomerellaceae.